Fundulus heteroclitus (mummichog) is the source of this 3316-nucleotide messenger RNA. It is a transcript of the gene ddx11, whose product is annotated as DEAD/H (Asp-Glu-Ala-Asp/His) box helicase 11. The transcript is spliced from 28 exons. Gene Ontology annotation, cellular component: nucleus. The record is from RefSeq and is a predicted model, not a curated record. NCBI's taxonomy places the organism in Eukaryota, Metazoa, Chordata, Actinopteri, Cyprinodontiformes, Fundulidae. Gene Ontology annotation, biological process: establishment of sister chromatid cohesion; nucleobase-containing compound metabolic process. Gene Ontology annotation, molecular function: ATP binding; hydrolase activity, acting on acid anhydrides, in phosphorus-containing anhydrides; DNA helicase activity. The coding region runs from base 118 to 2814 and encodes 898 amino acids.
CCUCUCUAUCCUCCUUCCUAUUGGCCAGACUUUGUCACCGCCUUUGCUAGUUGGCGCGGUUGUUGAAAACCCGGGAGUUGAACGGAGGACGCAUUAAACGCUUCAUCCCUGGGGAGCAUGGAAAACGGCAGGCACUCGUUUCCCUUUCCCUACGAGCCCUACGGCAUCCAGGAGCAGUUCAUGAAAGCUCUCUACAGCGCCCUGGACCGAGGCAAAGUGGGCAUCUUUGAGAGCCCCACUGGAACGGGCAAGUCGCUGAGUCUCAUAUGCGGAGCCCUGAGCUGGCUGACGGACUACGAGGAGAAGAGGAGACGGGAGGCGGCGGCUCUGCUGCAGGAGGGGGAGGCGUCGCUCUCCGCCUCCGCCGCGCCGUCCUCCGCCACCAGCUCGGCGUCGGCCGAGCCGGACUGGAUCGCCGACUUUGUCCAGAAGAAGGCGGAACGUGACCUGGUGUCAAAGUUAAAGGAGGAAGAGCUGAAGAGGAGGAAAAGAGAAGAGCGACUGGAGACGAUUAGAAAAAACAUCCAUCUAAAGUACGCAGGCAAGCGAAAGAGCUGCGAAGAGGAGGAGGCGAUCAAGCUGCUUCAGCUCAGUAAAGGGGGAGAAACGGAGACGCCAGGAGACCAGGAGGACGAGGAGCUCGUCGUGGCGGAGUACGAGAGCGAUGACGAGUCAAAGAGCAAGAGCAGGUUCCUCGGAGGCGAGGAAGAGGACGACGAGGACGAGCUGGCCGAAGAGCACGUGACCAAGAUCUACUACUGCAGUCGCACCCACUCCCAGCUGGCCCAGUUUGUCCACGAGGUCCAGAAGAGCCCCUUCGGUCAGAACGUCAGCCUGGUCACGCUGGGCUCUCGGCAGAAUCUGUGCGUUAACGACGAGGUACGGCGGCUGGGCAGCAUCCAGCGCAUCAACGACCGCUGCCUGGAGAUGCAGAAAAACAAGCACGAGAAGCAGAACCACGAAGACGGUGCCAAACGAAAGCGAGGUCCGGCGAAAAGCGUGUGCCCUUACAACAAAGCUGUGGCACUGCAGCAGAUGAGGGACGAAGUCCUGGGGACGGUCCGGGACAUAGAGCAGCUGCUGACGCUGGGCAAGGAGUCGCACGCGUGUCCUUAUUAUUCCACACGCCUCGCUGUCCCACCUGCACAGCUGGUUGUUUUGCCCUAUCAGAUGGUUCUUCACGAGGGUACAAGAAGGGCAGCAGGCAUCCAGCUAAAGGGACAGGUGCUGAUCAUAGACGAGGCGCACAAUCUCAGCGACACUCUCUCCUGCAUCUACAGCGCGGAGCUCAACGGAGCGCAGCUUUGCCGCGCCCAGUCCCAGCUCACGCAGUACGCCGACCGCUACAGGAGCAGACUGAAGGCAAAGAACCUGAUGUACAUCAAGCAGAUUCUGUUUGUCAUAGAGGGACUGAUCCGUGUGCUGGGAGGUAAAGUCGGACAGAAUCCACAGAGCCAGACCACGCCGUCAGGGACGGAGAUGUACACCAUAAACAAUUUUCUCUUCAAGGCUCAGAUUGACAACAUCAACUUGUUUAAGCUACAAAGGUACUUUGAAAAGAGCCUGAUCAGCAGGAAGCUGGGUGGAUUCGUGGAGAAGUACGCCGGCUCUGGUGUAACGCCGCACGCCCAGAGCAGCUCCAACAAGGAGAACCGUCGCACGGAAGGCUUAAGUCGUUACCUUCAGGGCUUGAAGAGCAACCCCACUUCCGCAGCAGUUCCGUCACCAGACCAGCAGGGGGCUGCGGAAGCGGACAAAGUGCUGUCAGCAUCUCCUAUGACUCAGGUGGAGGGUUUCUUCCAGGCUCUCACCAACAGCAACACUGACGGCAGAGUGGUGUUACAGAAACAAGGCACGUUGUCUGAGAGCAGCGUCAAGUUCCUGCUCCUGAACCCAGCGGUCCAUUUUGCCCAGGUGUUAGAGGAGUGCAGAGCAGUCGUCAUUGCCGGGGGGACAAUGCAGCCUGUGUCAGACUUCAAACAGGAGCUACUGUUUUCUGCUGGAGUGAAGGAGGAGCGUAUCACAGAGUUUUCCUGCGGCCACGUGAUUCCCCCAGAGAACAUCCUUCCUCUGGUCCUAUGCGCCGGUCCUUCUGGUCAGGAGCUGGAUUUUACCUUUCAGAAAAGAGACUCUCCUCAAAUGAUGGAUGAAACGGGCCGCAUCCUCUCCAACAUCUGCAACGUGGUCCCAGGCGGGGUCGUCUGCUUCUUCCCCUCUUACGAGUACUCGAGGAGAAUCGUUUCUCACUGGGAGGCCAGCGGCGCGAUUGCCCGGCUGGGGAGCAAGAAAAAGAUCUUCCAGGAGCCAAAGAAGGCCAACCAGGUGGAGCAGGUGUUGAGCGACUUCUCCCGUUGCAUCCAGAGGUGUGCCGUGGACAGCAGCGGGGGAGUGACGGGAGCGAUACUGUUCUCUGUGGUGGGUGGAAAGAUGAGCGAGGGCAUCAAUUUCUCCGACGACCUGGGCAGGUGCGUGGUGAUGGUAGGAAUGCCGUAUCCCAACAUCAAGUCUCCAGAGCUGCAGGAAAAGAUGUCGUAUCUGGACAAACACCUGCCUCACAGUCACGGCAGAAGCCCCGGACAAGCGCUGGUAGAAAACCUGUGCAUGAAGGCCGUCAACCAGUCCAUAGGAAGAGCCAUCAGACACAGAGGCGACUACUCCUCCAUCGUCCUCUGCGACAGGCGCUACGCUCGGCCCGCUACGCUCUCCAAGCUCCCUGCUUGGAUCAAGGCUCGCACCAGCACACACUCCGGCUUCGGCCCCGCGUUCGCCGCCCUGCGGAAGUUCUUCCAGGAGAAGAAGCAGAAGCAAGAGUAAAUUCUUCCUCCAAAAGAGGAUAAAUCUCCGCCAUCAUCAUCAUCAUCAUUACUACCACACGCUUUUUUUGUGUUCUCAUAUCAUCUUUAUUUUACAUGUUAAAAAUUAUUUUAUGACAUGUUCUGGGUUGUCAACGGGUUUUAGUCAGGAUGUUAGUGGUUUUAAAAAGUGAUUAAAAGCUAUUUUCUAUGUUAAAUGUAACUGAAAUAGUUGUCAGGCACAGCGCUGAUGGAGAAAUAUCCGACUUCAUAACAGAAAUGUUAACAUUUCAUGAAAUUCAUUAUGUAAUUCUGCUUGCUAAAUGCUUUUUAUUUCUACAAGGUUCUGUACAAAUUUGGGAUUUAUUAAACAUUUCGUUUUAUUUAAGUUUGUAUUCAUGUUAUUUAAUUUCUACUCCAUUGUAUUAAGUGGCAUUAUUUAGCCAGCCAGUUUUUUUCCCCACUCCUGGCUAUUGACUUCUUUUGUAUUAUGUAAAGAAAAUACAACUUCUGCAAUACAAAAA